UCGGCACAUGCCGGGCAGCGGGGCGCGGCGGUACCGCGACGUGCCAUCGUGUGGCUGGCGGGAGUCUGUGAUUUUACAGUUGUUUUCAGAGGCUGGGCUGGAUAUUGCCUUUUCGAGUCCGCGACACUGUUUCAACACGUUUUUAUUACGAUAUAAGGAGAGGCAGGGUGACCACGGGUCAGCAUCUGUAUGUCUGAGUAGAGAAUGCAUCUCUCUCCUCUCUGGUUUAUCUGAACUCUUGGCGGAGCAAACUCCUGCUCGCAGCCUGCGUAUUGCUGGAAAAGGGGAAUUUACGUGGAUGGACUUCUAGAGCUCUUCUGGGAUACUUCCACCUCGGUCAGGAGCUGCUGAAAUGGGUUGUGGAUUGAACAAACUGGAGAAACAUGAUGAAAAACGACCUGGUAAUAUCUAUUCAACUUUAAAAAGGCCCCAGGUAGAAACCAAGAUAGAUGUUUGCUAUGAAUAUCGGUUCCUGGACUUCACAACACUAAAUGAUACUGAGCUGCCAGGAUCAUCUGCAAUCAAGCUCUCCUCCUUGCGUGAUCUUCCAGCUCAGCUGCAAGAAUUGUACCAGCAGGGCUUCGUCUUGGCUGCUGUCCACCCUUUCGUGCAACCAACUGAUGACAAAGAGAAAACUCCCCAGGAACAAAUCUUCAGGGCUGUGCUUAUCAAGAAAACAGAAAGGUCUCCAAAAGGUGACGUCCAUAGUGAAGGAUAUGUCUUGGAGGUAGAAUGUUGCUCCUCUUUAAUCCAGCUUUCAGACAAAAAGGAGGUACCUGAUUUUAUUAAGAAAAUUCAAGAUGCUGCAAGUCAAGGCUUGAAAUUUGUUGGAAUUAUACCUCAGUACCAUGCCCAAAAGAACUGUCUUGUGAGCGCCUCCCUGACACCCGCCAGUAACAACUCUGUGCAAUCAAGAGAUAAUAAAAAUGUUUCAAAUUGCCCCGAGGAUCAUGCUUCACCAGAUGGCGAGAAAAUAGAUGGCAUUAAUGGAAGCAGUACUCCGGCACCGAGUGACGAAAGUGCUGACCAAUGUGCCACAUCCAGGGAGAACUGGAAAGGUGAAGGACAGGAUGCUGAAGAGCUGAAUCUCAAGUCUGCAAAGGGAAACGAAGAACAGUUUCAACAUGCGAAUCCAAGUGUAACAGAAGUGGCAGAAAAGCCAAAUGGACUUGCAGAGAAUGUAACACCAGCACGGUGCUUAAAACCACUUACGGGCAAAGCAGAGAUCUUCGCUCUCUUCAACAAGCCAAAAACCCCACAAAGAUGCAGCCAGUAUUAUACAGUGACUAUUCCUAUGAGAAUCUCCCGGAAUGGGCAAACUGUCAACAGCUUAGAAGCAAAUUGGCUGGAGCACAUGACAGAUCACUUCAGGAAAGGAGGCUCAUUGGUAACCGCCAUCUUCAGCCAUGGAAUGGUAAAUGAUUCUUUACAUGGUACAAUGGAUGGAGUAUUUCUCUUUGAAGAUGUUGCUGUGGAAGACAGUAAAACCAUGCAGGGCUAUGAUGCAAUUGUUGUAGAGCAGUGGACUGUCCUGAAGGGAGUUGAAGUGCAGACAGAUUACGUUCCGCUGCUGAAUUCCCUUGCCGUGUACGGCUGGCAGCUGACGUGUGUGCUUCCUACUCCAAUUGUGAAGACAAACAGGGAGGGGAAUUUAUCUACAAAGCAAAUUGUAUUUCUUCAGAGACCUUCUUUGCCCCAGAAAGCAAAGAAAAGAGAAUCUAAGUUUCACUGGAGGUUCUCCAAAGAAGACAUGCACAAUAAACAAAUGAAGAAAUCCACAAAAGCUAAAUUAAGUACUAGAGAAAAGCAAAUGGCAGAGGAGAAGCAGGAGUUUGAGGUCACAGAGAACACAAGAAACUUAGAAGCACAAAUCUCAACAUCAGCCAAGCCUGAUCCAGAACAGCAGCUGGAUGAUGUCAUAGACUUGGGAGAUGAGGUAGCUGGGACCAACGACAGAGGUACCUAUCAUGACGGGGCGUCAGAAGACACAUGUCCUGCCAGUUACGAUACUGAUGACAAUGACGCGCAGGUUUGCCUCAGCCAGAGUACAUCUGGCUGCUGUGCGGAUCAGGUAACAGAGGGGGGAGACUGUGCUCCAGUAUCGGACGGCUGCAACGGCAGCGAUGGGGCAGGGCUGGACGCGGACUGCUCCUGUGAGUAAGACCUACAUUUGAAGAAUCCUGUGAGUUGCUGAUAGUUUGCCAAGACAAAAGAACAGAUUCUGCUAAUCACCAUUGCUAACUCCAUUGCUCAAUUCAGUAUUUCUUUGGCAUUGCACUUACUUUGCUCCUUAGCACACUGAUAUCUUGAUGUUUUAAGUAACUGCAGAGCCUGGGCUUUUUAACCUACAGAAACCUUAGUUUACAGAGUGGGAAAUGCCCUACACUAUCUCCUAGAGCUAAGUUUUAAAAAGUAGGAACAGAAAACACACUCGGGUUUUUCUAGGUUUGUAUCUAGGUCAGGGCAAACAUUCCACUUGGUCAGAUUUUAUUCUAUAAUACUUUCUCGUUCACGUAUCUUUGCUGGAGAAGUUAUUGUGCCAUAUGUUACUUUGUCAUUAAGCUUGUAGUGUCAUGAAAAUGGUAUUUGGGCUUAAACAGGCUGAAAUUGGAAAGCUUAGGUAAGAUGUCUGAUAUCUGUAUUUAUCUCGAAUAGCAUACUUAUUGAUGAUUCUCUCUUCUGGAUUUUAUUAACUCUUGCAGAUUUAAGCAAUAAGCAAAUCACAUACCUAUUUUAGGCACACUGGGUAAAAAAAACCCUGGUAAAUUUGUGUGAGGCAGAUGAUUCCGAUCUAAAAUGCAGUUUCCUAUUUGCUCAUCUUUAGUGUUCUCUUUGCCAGUCAACAGUUCAUCAAUAGUUGUGGGGGCUUCAGAAGAUAGAAAACCAGGAAACAAAAAAAGCAGGUAAAACAUACUUCUUUCAGUGGCUAUCAUCAUAAAAAUUGGAAUUAGAUGUUACCUCCUGACCCUUCCAGGUUAUUUUGCAUCACUUACAAACUGUUAGGUGUUGUGAGAAAGAACUGAAAUUAUAGACAAAUGGCAUGGGUCAGUGGCCAACAAAUGUCACUAAAUAACCUUACAAAAUGCAAAUACUUCAAUAGAGGGGCUUUUUUCUACACAUAACCAUAUUUUGGGACUGAUACUUAAUGGGAUUCUGUAAAAUUGCCAACACUUUAAUGUUUGGAGUUACUUUUAAAAUAUUUACAAGUGAAUGUACAUGUGUAAUAUAGUUUCUGUGCCAAUGUUCUCCAAGUACUUCAGUAUCCUUAAAAAUGUAGGAAGUAGUUGUUUCCCUCUUCUUAACCACCUUCAUCCCUGUUUAGAAGUGGUCAAAUAAUCUGUUAAGAGGUGGGAAAUACAUUCUAAAUUCCCCUGCUUUUAGUUUUUUAAAGCAAGAUCUCUGUAAGUGAUUUGCUGGUUUUUUUCCCUUGACUGAUUUGUGCCCGAUAGUUUUCCUUAGUCUUCAAAUCAAAAUGCUGUACAAAGAACUAUGUUCUGUAUCAAAUGUACACCUAGAGUGGGUCAAAAGCAUUUUCCACACCUAAAAAUCUCACAGUUGGCAGAACAUUUCAGAGAAGGGAAAAAUCAUACCACUGUGAAUAUUCAUCUAAUUGGGACAGCAGCACUCAAGUUUAAACCAUUUGAUUUCACACACACAAAGCACGGUGAUAGUUUUUUCAGUGAUUAAAGAUUUUUUUAUUUUGAAUUCAGUGGUUUAAGUGGAGGACGAUAAGUAACUUCAAUUUCUGGUGGUAUUUUUCAAUUAUUUCAUUCUGUUUCUUGAGAUUAGACUGGAGUUUCAAUAGCCUCAAAAAUAGGUUGUUUCAGUUGUUCUACUUAAAUACAAGGUCUCUGUUCUGUACAGUUAUAAGUACCUGUUUGCAUAUUUUAUUAGCAUAAGAUCUUUCUACUGAUGGUUUCUAUUUCAAGGACUAGCUUUGUAUUAAUCUUGUUUAAAAAGUCACUAUAUUUAAUGAACAUUAAAAAGUGUUGCAGUAGAAAGAACUCUCCAAAUAUUUCUGAACAGAAAGCAUUUAUUGGAUUGCAAUUUGACCUUGUUUAACUGAAUCUCAGCUUCUUACAAAACUAAGGAGAAAUAAAGGUCGUGUGGAGAUUUCUCAUUUGUGGUACUUGCACAACUGCCGAUAAUUUGUCCCCAAAAGGAGACUUGGUGUCUCUAAGUGGUGACGAGGGGAAGCUCCUUACUACUGAAUUAGCAGUAACCAGUGCUAGAGAACUGCCUACUUGGUUUUUCGUGUGACAGAGCAUGUAAAGGUCUGUGAGGAAAUAGCACUGCUUUAAGUGAAAGCUUGAUUUAAAACUUUGUUCCUGUAAUGCCAACUUGUUCCUGCAUUACAGUUCCUGUAAUGCAGCUUAGGGUUGGGAAGAUUCUAAGAGAACUUAAAUGUUUUUUCAGUUUAAAAAGGGGAAACGGGUUUGGUUUUGUACCCACUUAAUUCCAACUUGUGACUUUGAAUUACUUUGAGUUAGUUCAGCUGUUUGGAGUUGUGCAUGUGCUUUCACUGUGCCCCAUCUCAAGUAAGCUGAGAGAGAGCUUAAAUCUCCUUGUAGACAGAUGAUACAGAUGUGCUGAGGGCUGGGGAGGGCGGACAUGGGGUACAGCAGCUGUUACAUGCAUUUUAUCACAGCUGCCUUUGCCGUUUGGGGCUUGAAAAAGCAAGACCACUAGAGCAGUCAAGGAAGUGAAAGCAAGCGGUCAUCACCUUAGUUGAAGCCUGAAUGGAGAAGAGAAAGGGCUAGGCCAGAGUUUAAUUCCUGUAUCUGAAAACCUGACCAAUGUGGAGAAAUACGCCAGCAGUGGAGACACCGUAUGUGGGAGAGGCUGAAAUAGGAGUUUGGCUGCAGAGGUACAGUCUCAAUCUUCCACUCGAGGGGGGAGGGCAGGCUCCAUACCAACUUCUCACCUGGAGAAGCCACAGAUACUCUGCUGCUCUGAGCUGCUGCCUCAUCCCCAGCAGAAGGUGGAGAGGGAGGCCAGGCCCUUUCCUUUCCCACAAAAAGCCACCAUUUUAAGCCCAACCUAUUCUUUUCCCCAAACUAGGCAGAACCUCUCAGUAAGGAUGCAAACUAAUCUUACCAUUUCUCUCUUGUAAGGGAAGGACACACCAGUGAGUAUUGCCGGCAUAGCUGGGGAAGCAGCUGAUGGGUUGUUGCUACCACGUGUCACUGAUGCUGGCUGGUGACAGUGAAGCACAACAGCACGCACAAGUGGCACUUUGGUGUAUUUUAACAUAAAUUUAUUAGAGCAGCAAAACUCACGUGUGUAGACCAGUCUCAAAGAGUUACCUGUCUUUGAGGGAGGAGCACGCGGGAUGCUCUGUGGGGAGAAGGUACACAUGCUGGUGUUGAGUGCAAGUGGUCAUCUGAGCAAGACAGCAAUUGUUAAAUGGGAUGAGUUGGAAAGAGAAAAUCCAUUUUAGACAAGUGAAGAAAUGUCAAAGGCUGAAUGAAGAUGGCAAAGAAGAGCAGCUGAAUUAAAUGAAGGAUGGAAAAGGGAGUUUAUAUUGAAACAACAGUGAGGGGCUGGGGUAGAGGGGUAGAACUAACAUAGGUAGGAAGUCCAAAAUGUUGAAGCAUCAUAAUGGAAAUAGUUUACAUGUAGAGUUUAGAGGGGGUUAAAUGAACAAAUGAUUUGACUGACACUUCAUCUUGUGUAAUUUCUUUGAUUAUUGGAUUAGCGCACUUGAAAACAGUAUGAUUGAAAUAGCUCAAAGUAGCUUUAACAUAGGCAUGGAAAUGAAGCUAAGUACAAAAUAAUAUACUCUUUUUUCCCUAAUUUGGCCCCUCUAUCAGCCUCAGUUUCUGAGGUGAGCAGGGGAAGGGUUCUGCAUUUGAAUACUCUGCUUUUCCUUUGUAGUUGCCAUCACUCUGUACAUGUGCAUCAGGGAGCCAAUUAUAGGGCAGAAAUAAAGCGUGAUCAGCUUUUAACCCAGGAAUUUCAUCCUCCCAAAACCAAAGACCAUAAGAAGAGCAGAUACUAAUUUCUUGCUGAUAAAUGCUUCUCAAAAGUAUGAGGAAUGCUGGCUAACAAUAUCAACAGACCUACGAAUUAAGAGUUGUGGACGCAAUUCAUGUGUCUGCAAGGGUGUUAGUGG
Messenger RNA from Athene cunicularia (burrowing owl), 6115 nucleotides. RefSeq names its product raftlin, lipid raft linker 1 (gene RFTN1). Bases 353 to 2161 code for a protein of 602 amino acids. The record is from RefSeq and is a predicted model, not a curated record. The transcript has 10 exons. Lineage: Eukaryota; Metazoa; Chordata; Aves; Strigiformes; Strigidae.